Messenger RNA from Carlito syrichta (Philippine tarsier), 1049 nucleotides. RefSeq names its product G protein-coupled receptor 33 (gene GPR33). Gene Ontology annotation, molecular function: complement receptor activity; G protein-coupled receptor activity. The transcript is spliced from 2 exons. The record is from RefSeq and is a predicted model, not a curated record. Gene Ontology annotation, cellular component: plasma membrane. Gene Ontology annotation, biological process: complement receptor mediated signaling pathway; inflammatory response; positive regulation of cytosolic calcium ion concentration. NCBI's taxonomy places the organism in Eukaryota, Metazoa, Chordata, Mammalia, Primates, Tarsiidae. Bases 54 to 1049 code for a protein of 331 amino acids.
ACCUUGGCCUGCUCAAGACCCACCUGGCUUGAAGAUAUAGCUCCAAGGUAAUUAUGGAUCUGAUCAACUCUACGAACUACCUGAUCAACAGCACUCACUCUAUAGCUCCUGCGUCAAAAAUGAUCACUGCCCUUGCUUUGUUCUUGGCAUUUAUAAUCGGCACUAUCACCAAUGGCCUCUAUCUGUGGGUGCUAAAAUUCAAGAUGAAACAGACUGUCAAUACUCUCUUAUUUUUUCAUCUCAUCCUCUCAUAUUUUAUCUCAACACUGAUUCUGCCAUUUAUGGCCACUACCUAUCUUCAGGACAACGACUGGAUCUUUGGAACUGUCUUGUGCAAGGUCUUCAAUAGCACCUUGUCUCUGGGGAUGUUCGCCUCUGUUUUCCUCCUCUCAGCCAUCAGUCUUGAUCGAUAUCUUUUCACUCUUCACCCGGUAUGGUCCCAGCAGCACCGAACCCCACGCUCGGCUUCCAGUAUUGUCCUGGGAGUCUGGAUCUCUGCCACUGCCCUCAGCAUCCCUUAUUUGGUUUUCAGGGAAACACAUCAUGACCAUAAAGGAAAGGUGACUUGCCGAAAUAACUACGCUGUGUCUACUAACUGGGCAAGCAAGGAGAUGCAAACAGUAAGGCAGUGGAUGCAUGUGGCCUGUUUCAUCAGCCGCUUCUUGCUGGGCUUCCUUCUGCCUUUCUUCAUCAUCGUCUUUUGUUAUGAGAGAGUAGCCAGCAAGAUGAAAGAGCGGAGCCUGUUUAAAUCCAGCAAGCCCUUCAAAGUCAUGAUAACUGCCAUUAUCUCUUUCUUUGUGUGUUGGAUGCCCUACCAUGUGUACCAAGGUUUAAUUCUCACUAAGAACCAGUCACUAUUUUUAGAGUUGACUGUGAUACUUACAGCACUAACCACAUCUUUCAAUACUGUUUUUUCUCCCACACUCUACUUAUUUAUUGGGGAGAACUUCAAAAAGAUUUUCAAGAAGUCCAUUCUUGCUCUGUUUGAGUCAACGUUUAGUGAGGAUUCUUUUGCAGAAAAGACACAAAGCCUCGAUUCGGGAGCCUAA